This is a messenger RNA of Striga hermonthica, 897 nucleotides long. The record is from the annotation of a GenBank genome assembly. Lineage: Eukaryota; Viridiplantae; Streptophyta; Magnoliopsida; Lamiales; Orobanchaceae.
AUGAAUCACUUGGCACCAUUUGAAAUCACCAAGGAUGAUAAUGGACUUUCUCAGGUUGUGCUCCGGAGCCCGCGCGGGGCUUCUGUUUGGGUUAGUCUUCAUGGGGCGCAAGUUCGAUCGUGGAAAACUGAAAAGGGUGAAGAGUUGUUGUUUACUAGUAGUAAGGCGAUUUACAAGCCGCCGGCAGCUGUAAGAGGAGGAAUUCCUAUUUGUUUCCCACAGUUUGGCAAGCGUGGUUCGCUAGAACAACAUGGAUUUGCCAGGAAUCGAAUGUGGGCCGUUGAUGAAAAUCCUCCCCCUCUACAGUCCUUUGAUCCUGGCUACAGUGCGUAUGUUGAUUUGCUCACUAAAUCGUCCGAUGAUGACCUCAAGCUUUGGCCUCAUGGUUAUGAAUUUCGACUUAGGGUGAUACUGACUUUUGAUGGAAAUCUGACUUUGGUAUCGCGCGUGCGUAACGUGAAUGGAAAGCCCUUUAGUUUCUCGUUUGCGUAUCACACGUAUUUCUCGGUUUCAGAUAUCAGUGAAGUAAGAGUCGAGGGCUUGGAGACCCUCGACUAUCUCGACAACCUUUGCAACAGGGAACGUUUUACAGAACAAGGAGAUGCCUUAACCUUUGAAUCUGAGGUGGAUCGAGUUUACCUAAGUUCCUCGGAUGCAGUUGCUGUGUUCGAUCACGAGAAAAAACAAACCUUCGUGAUCAGAAAAGAAGGGCUUCCUGAUGUGGUCGUUUGGAACCCAUGGGACAAGAAAUCGAAAGCCAUGUCUGAUUUUGGGGAUGAAGAGUACAAAUACAUGCUCUGUGUUGAUGCGGCCACAAUUGAGAAGCCGAUCACUCUAAAACCGGGUGAGGAGUGGACCGGACGAGUCGAGCUUUCUGUGGUGGCCUCCAUACAGUGA